CGUCAAAAGUAUCAGUGCUUUGUCGAGCUCACCGGGGACAAAUAUAGCGGCCUCUUUCAUGGCCACAAUCAACAAAUACGUCGUCUACAUUGUAUGCUUAUUUAUUGGACGCUUAUUUUUAGCCUACAUUGCCAUGAUUGGGUUCCGCAUCAGCAGCUUACGUAUCUCAGCAAACGUACGUUUUCACUACCUCCAAGAACUCUUUCGACUACCGGUCUCCACCUUGGAUACCCUUCCUCCGGGACAAACAACUGCCAUCAUUACCGUCACCGCAAAUAUCCUUCAAAUGGGGAUUUCCGAACGUCUCUCGUCACUGAUUCAAGCUAUAUCAGUAAUAUCGAUUGCCGUGAUCAUCGGGUGUUGCUUUAGCUGGGAGUUGACAAUGGCGACUUCAAGUGGUCUGUUGGCGAUUGCUUUCUGGUAUUCAAUUAUGACACCUUUAUCGGCGAGGAGAUAUGCCGGUGCUCAGAAGCUUGAGCGAGAAGCAGCAGGAUUCGCGGCCGAUGCGCUGUCAAGCCUGAAGAUGAUAGCAGCUUGUGGAUCAGAGAACAAGAUUUCUAAGCGCUACGGCAAACUAGUAGACGAGAUAAGCAUCAUCAGUCGAGGGUUAUCGCUGAUCUCCGCAUUACAACACUCCCCUGUCUUCUUCACGAUAUAUGCGACUUUCGCCCUCUGCUUCUGGUUCGCAGCAGACCUCUAUCUUGAUUCGAAGUUUGCCAACGUGGAAACUUUGGUAGUGGUGCUGAUGUCCAUCAUGACAAUGCUCGCUCAUAUAUCCGCCAUCUCGGUUCCACUGGCAUCUGCCGCCCAUGCCAUUACCGCUGCAAAGGUUUUCUUCACGAUCAUCGAUGCCCCUAAGCCUAUAUCCACGGGCGUCCGUGGGGAUGUUGUCGAGACGGGAGCCGAUAUUGUAAUGCAGAACAUCAACUUCGCAUAUCCAACACGUCACGAUGUCAAGGUACUGGACGGACUUACCUUGUGCAUACGUGCAGGGAAGAAGACUGCGAUUGUGGGGCCUAGUGGGUCCGGUAAAAGCACAACAGUGGCACUCAUCCAACGCUGGUAUGAGCUGGGCGAAGCCGAUCCUAUUGCCAGCUACCUGCGUAACGGUCUUAUAAAAAUAGGCAACACAGAGCUGAAGAACAUUGACCUUAAGUGGUGGCGCGCUCAGAUAGGUAUCGUGCAACAAGAGCCCUUCCUCUUUGACGACACUAUCUUCAAUAACGUCGCCUUUGGGCUGACAGGGACGAAAUGGGAGUCUUCGUCUCGGAAAUUGAGGGAGCAACUGGUCAUACAAGCUUGCAAAGAGGCUUACGCUCACGACUUCAUUUGUCUGUUGCCAGAGGGGUACCACACACCUAUGGGCGAUAGAGGUCUGCACUUCAGUGGCGGCCAGAGACAAAGAAUAGCCAUCGCCAGGGCUAUAGUUCGGCAGCCUAAGAUCCUGAUCUUCGAUGAGGCUACUAGCGCCCUCGAUGUAACGAGCGAGCGAAUCGUGCAAGCUGCUCUUGAUCGGAUUGCAAAAUCUCGCACAACUAUCAUAGUUGCUCACCGGUUGGCUACCAUCUCAGAUGCCGAUUGUAUUAUCGUCAUGAAGAAAGGAAAAAUGGUUCAACAAGGGACCCAUAAUGAAUUGGUCCGGAUCAAGAACGGCGCGUAUUGGAGUCUCGUCCGUUCUCAACAGCUGGCGACUCAUUUCGUGGAUGCACGAAAUCAGAACCGCCAUGAUGCCAACAUUGAGCACAUUCCAAGGCGUCGAAGCGUAAUAGUGGAGAAGGAGAGCUAUGAGACGCUCGUAGAAUCUGAGACCACUAUUGCUGCAUCAGUUUCGAGCGCUGUGGCGACAGCAUCUCAUACUUUCGGUCUAUGGGAAGGCUUUCGGGUGUUGAUGACAGAACAGAAAAGGAACUGGUGGCGAUACCUCGUUAUGGUCAUUGCUGCCAUGUUCGCUGCAGCCAGUACUCCAUUGCAGGCAUAUCUCUUUGGACGCCUCAUAUCUUCUUUCGCUUAUUGGUCAGAAGCUCUUCGAGCAUCGGUCAGUUUCUUGUGUCUGAUGCUAAUUGCUGUUGCGGUUGGCGUUGGCCUCAGCUACUUUACUCUUGGCUGGGUAUCAAACGAGGUAUCAACUUAUACUGUGAAUCUUUAUCGCAAAGAGUACUUUGGGAACAUGAUCACCAAAAGGCUGUCCUAUUUCGAUGACGUCAACAACUCGGUUGGUCUCCUAAAUGCGCGGCUAGCUGCAGACCCGGUGCAGCUACAACAGCUCCUGGGAAUGAACAUGGCCAUGGUACUCAUUUCCAUAUUUGGUCUCCUCGGUUGUAUCAUUCUCGCCGAGAUAUUCAACUGGAAAUUUGCGCUCGUGGUCAUUGCGCCAUCGCUGCCGAUUAUUUUGGCGGGUGGAUGGUAUCGCGUGCGUCACGAGGUCCGCUUCGAAGCUACGAACAACGCAGUUUUUUCAGAAAGCGCCAGAUUUGCUACAGAAGCUAUCGGCGCUAUUCGAACAGUCGCAAGUUUAACACUGGAGCAGACGAUCUGCGAAAAAUAUGACAGCUUACUCAAGAGUCACAUAGCUAAGGCUCAGGCAAAGGCUAGAUUUGCUUGCCUCGUCUUCGCUGCGAGUGAUAGUCUUAUACUUCUAUGUAUGGCAUUUGCACUAUGGUACGGUGGAAGACUUCUCGCAGGCUCUGAACUUCAGCCUUUCACCUUCCUCGUAGUGUAUCUUGCAAUCAUUCAAGGGACGCUAUCCGCUGGACAGUGGCUCAGUUUCGGUCCAAAUUUCGCCCAGGUUUCCGCAGCCGCAAACCGUAUAUAUGGCAUGCGAUAUCGGGAACCGGAGACGGAGGUCACUCCUUUCAUGCACCUCAAGGGGUUUUCUCGCUGGAGACUACCUUCACAGCUUCUUUGGAAAGGAGCGGACAUCAAGUUUCACAACGUUUGGUUCACAUAUCCGACGCGUGAUGUCGCCGUUCUGCAAGGCCUCGACUUACACAUUAGACAUGGCCAGUAUGCAGCCAUUGUCGGAGCCAGCGGCUCUGGGAAGACUACCGUCAUAUCCUUAUUGGAACGUUUCUAUGAGCCUAUCACAGGCGAGAUCACGUACAAUGGGGACCCGAUCACGUCAAUGUCUCUCAGUGAAUUGAGAGGCCAUAUGAGCUUGGUUGCACAGGAAUCAUACUUGUUACAUGGGACGAUACGCGAGAACAUUAUGCUCGGAAUUACGGACAACGACCUAGAUGACACGACGCUUCACCAGGCCUGUCGAGAAUCCGGAAUUCAUGACUUUGUGGUUUCACUCCCGGAUGGUUACGAUACCAACAUUGGGACAGCUGGUGUCCUACUAUCAGGCGGGCAAAAGCAACGAAUCUCGAUUGCACGCGCUCUCAUUCGCAAUCCCGACCUUCUACUUCUCGACGAGGCGACCAGCAAUCUCGACUCCGAGACAGAGACUGAAAUCCAGAAAACCCUGGAACAGGCCGGAAAGGGUCGGACGACUAUCGUGGUGGCUCAUCGUCUAGCUACAAUACAAAAGGCGGAUGUAAUAUUCGUUAUGCAUCAAGGCCGCGUGGUGGAAAGCGGGGAUCAUCGCAGUCUACUUGAACGCAAGGGAACGUAUUGGCAGAUGUGCCAAGCCCAAGAUCUUGGGUAGCAAUGGGCUGAGCAAUAAACACAGAUAUACAACAUCCGCUAUACAACACUGUAAUCAAAGCUGUAUAUUUUCUCACCAUGCAAUAUCUCUCUCAUCGGAUACGGAAGGAGUCUAACCUUCUGAAUUUGAUCCUGUAAGGUUCAGUAUUGUGACUGUGUAGUGGCACGUGGAAUGUCCGAUCCCUUGCGCCAUCAUAAUCUCCUCGGUCUUGAAAAGAAU
This is a messenger RNA of Didymella exigua CBS 183.55, 3865 nucleotides long. RefSeq names its product MDR efflux pump ABC3. Gene Ontology annotation, cellular component: membrane. The transcript is spliced from 10 exons. Gene Ontology annotation, biological process: transmembrane transport. The coding region runs from base 59 to 3646 and encodes 1195 amino acids. Lineage: Eukaryota; Fungi; Ascomycota; Dothideomycetes; Pleosporales; Didymellaceae. The record is from RefSeq and is a predicted model, not a curated record. Gene Ontology annotation, molecular function: ATP hydrolysis activity; ABC-type transporter activity; ATP binding.